AAACGUACCCCCAAAAUACACACAUACACUCUCUCUCUUAAUGGUUUGUAAAUUCAGAUGAAUGUAAACUUAAACCUCAUGCAUUUUCAGAUUCUCUGCACAGGUCUUUCUUUACUCUUGCCCUCUCCGCCUUGUGGGUUUCAAAUGUUGAAUCAAUAAGGAAGAAGAAGUGAGAGAAAAAACCCAGAAAUUUGUCAACCAUGGGAGAAUCAUGUGAAGUGCACACUGACGACAGUAAAGUUCUGUCAGAGAAGAAACAUAAAAGAAUUGUCAAGACGCCUUCUCAGGUUGAGGCUUUGGAGAAUUUUUAUAAUGAACACAAAUAUCCUACAGAGGAUGAGAAAUGUCAGCUUGCGGAGUCAAUAGGAUUGACAGAAAAGCAAAUUUCUGGAUGGUUUUGCCACAGAAGGUUGAAAGACAAGAGAUUAUUUGGUGAAGCUAAUACAAAUGGAAGACAAGAUCGUUCAAGCAGUGUUAUACAGGAUCGUGGAAGUGGUCUUAGGCAGGAUUCAUGUGGCAGCACCAAACAAGGGGAGUACAGAAUCUUUGACCAAAGGGAAGUUGAAAGUAGAAGAUUUACUAGCCAUGAUAUUCCAUCUGCAGACCUCACAUACGAGCACAGGAGUCACCAUACUGGAAACUAUAGUGGCAUGGAUGAUACAUCUUCAGGAAGUAGCUCUCCUCUACGAGGUGGGUUUUACCCUCAAAAUGAGGAUACUUUUGAGACGCGAACUUUGAGACACUUACCACAGAAUAGAAACAUUGUGCCAAGAGAUGUGAAGGAUGUAAAAUCCAGGACCAGGCCAUCAGGAUAUUUAAAGGUGAAGGGUCAGGUUGAAAAUGCUGCUAUUACAGCUGUUAAGAGGCAACUGGGGAGGCAUUAUAGGGAGGGCGGUCCAUUACUUGGUGUAGAAUUUCAGCCACUUCCCCCUGGUGCAUUUGAGUCUUCAAGUAGGAAUCCAGUCAAUGGUUAG
This is a messenger RNA of Ilex paraguariensis (yerba mate), 974 nucleotides long. The record is from the annotation of a GenBank genome assembly. NCBI's taxonomy places the organism in Eukaryota, Viridiplantae, Streptophyta, Magnoliopsida, Aquifoliales, Aquifoliaceae.